CAGUCUGUGGGCAGAAUUUCUGCCCAGAGUCCGGGCAGCCACAGUGGACACAGGCCAGGCAGACGGGAGGGACUGAAGGCCAGGCUCUGAGGAUGGCAGAUGGAGGCCACGACCUGGCUGUCCGGAUGUCCACAGAAGACCAGAACAUAGAGGACAGGCUUAACUAUGACCUUAUAUUCAGUCACUUCAAAAGAUUGAAAGUGAAGAUUUCAUAUGCAAUAGAAAAGACAUUUCCAUUCCUUGAGCUCCUCCGUGACCAUAAAUUCAUCACAGAUAAAGUGUUUGAAGAUUGUCAAACAUCUCGGUUAAACCUGGUCCCUGUAAGUAAUGUGGUGUACAAUGUUCUUGCUGAGCUGGAGAAGAACUUUAACCUAGAAGUUCUGAAGAUAUUGUUCAGUAACAUCAACAUGAAGGAGUACCCUGCUUUAAUUCCUAUUCGUGAAAGCUUCAAAAGUGACUCUGUCUCUGGCUCGUCAGUGUUCCCAGACGAAUUGUAUUUACAAGAAAGUGAUGAAGAAGAGAGACAGGAAGGGCCCAGCAGCCAACUAAGCCUGGAACAAGGAACUGGUGAAAACAGUUUUCCAAGCCUGCCUGGACCACAUUCAGAUUUCUCCUUUUCCACUGGUACAACCCCACCUGAGAGUGGACUCUUGGAGCACUUCUGUGAAACAGAACAGGCAAACACAAGGAGAAAUGACACAACUGGAGAAAAAAAUGGUGCACUAGGAGGGCAACAAGCAAAUCAACAAUGUGCCCAACAGCCUGAGCCAGCAGUGUCCUGUGGACCAGUAGUGAAUAAUGGAGAUGCAAGAAAGGAGACACCUGGCCUAUUGCCCUGUAAUGAAGAAAGGGAAGAGCUGUCCAGCCACGGACACCAAAUGAAUUCCUGUUUUGUGCCUCUGGUGAAUAUAAUAAAGGAAAUACCACUUUUUGACUCAGAAGAUGAGCAGCAAGCCCAAGCAAGCACUAAACAUAACCAGGCAUCUGACACAAUAGAGAGAAAAACUGCCAUCCCCAGAGCUUUGGAAGGAAGAAGCAGCAGAACAGGCAAAAGAAGAGGUCCAAGAAUUCCCAGAGAUAAAAACAUGAAUUUUCAACUUCCAAAACUUCCUGUGACCUGUGGUAAAGCGAAGGGGACUCUAUAUAAGGAGUUAUUGAAAAAAGGAACUUCAGAGAAGUGUAUAUACAGUGAGACUGGAAGUUUGUUGACUCUAAGGGAAUUUGAAGUUGAAGGAGGCCUUGAAAAAUCCAGCAACUGGAAGCUAAGCAUACGCUGCGGUGGAUAUCCCCUGAAGGAACUGAUAAAGAAUGGAUUUCUACAAAAUCCACCAACAAGCAGAAAAAAGUGAUUAUCAAGUGACUUUCUGCUGAUGCCUCAUCGGUCAUAUUGUUGGUUUUCCAUUGCUGUGCCCUUGCUGUCUUUAAAUUGACCAAUCAUGAUAAAAUUUAAUUGUAUAA
This is a messenger RNA of Microcebus murinus (gray mouse lemur), 1458 nucleotides long. Lineage: Eukaryota; Metazoa; Chordata; Mammalia; Primates; Cheirogaleidae. The record is from RefSeq and is a predicted model, not a curated record.